CUCGCAGAGUCGCACAUUCAACGUCAUCGUCAGUCUGUGAUUGGCGUUGCCACGGAAAGGUCGAUCAAGCAUAUGUUCGUACGUACGUAUGUACUUAAGGUAUACAGAAUUACAACUUCCCACAAUAUGACUCUGUAAGUUAACAGAGCUCUGUAGUUCUUAACAGAAUUCUAUCACUUAAAGUUGGCUGUUCCUAAUAUGGCGGCGUUGCCAGAUCGUUUUAAUGCGGGUAAGCGCCAAUUUUGGUGCGAGUUUUUGAAACUGUAUCAACAAAUGCCGGAGCUGUGGGAUGUUCACCAUACGGAUUACAGAAAUAAGGAAUUACGAAAUGAAUCAUACGAAAUUCUUCAGACAAAGCUGACAGAGAUUGAGCCGAAUGCAACGAAAAGCGAUGUAGGACGACGUAUCAAUAUUUUCCGUACAAAUUAUAGACGAGAACAGAUGCGAAUAUUGAAACAACAAAGUUUGGGACUACAUCCAAACUUGUGUAAGCCGACGUUAUGGUUCUACGAAAAUAUGAGUUUUCUGCAGACGCAAGAGUCUUUUCAACACAGGGCGAAGAGGACGCGUAUGUGGCCCAAUCCUGACGAGCCACCAGCUAAUAACUUUAAGCCAGAUAAUACGAUGGAUCCACUGGACACAGCAUCAACAGUUUUCUUAACAGGUGCAAACAAUAACCGUGAGACUUCUUUACCAACUGAGUUUGACGAGAGCAUGCUUCUCAGUCCAAAGAUUGAAAUAUUUGACAAUGACCAGUGUAUGGAAACCAAUAGACAAGUGCAGAAUGCAGAUGACAUUAAGAUAGAUAGCGCUCGUAUUAGUGGGUCAGAUGCUAACGAGCCAGUUGGCUCUUCCUCAUUAACUAUGACUACAGUGAAGAGUCUAAAGACUGAAAACACAUCGCCAAUUAUAAGUGAGGCCUCCGAAGCAUUAGCAAAGUCUUGGGCUAUUCAAUACGAGGAGAUGACUCCUACGCAACGAAUUCUGGCUCGGAAGGCUAUCGCGGAUAUUCUCUUCGAGGGUUGUAUGGGCAAUUUGCGUGUUAAUCGUGGAGAUCGAACGACUGUAGGUAAUCAUGUUUAAGAAAUUUAAAUAUAGUUUGAUAAUGUAAUAUAAUUUGUAAUGUGUAUAUAAUUAAUACAAAGCAAAACUUCAAU
This is a messenger RNA of Drosophila innubila, 1157 nucleotides long. RefSeq lists its product as uncharacterized. Lineage: Eukaryota; Metazoa; Arthropoda; Insecta; Diptera; Drosophilidae. The coding region runs from base 199 to 1083 and encodes 294 amino acids. The transcript is spliced from 4 exons. The record is from RefSeq and is a predicted model, not a curated record.